ACGACGAUCGCAUUAUUAUCCGUUCUUGAGCUACCGACGCGACGGGGAGGUUGUACGGGGGGUUUUCUUUUUCUUUUUUGUUUUCGUUCCAGUGCGUCGUUGUGUAUAGUGACCCUAUCAAGUUUCGCGUAUAGUAAAAUGGAAUAUUCGGUGAUUACUGUGUUAACAGCUCUCGCACUUGGCUUCAUUGCUGGGACGAGUUUAACAUGGACCUCACCGGAAAGGACACACCUGAACGAAACGGUAUUCGACGACAAUCUCCAGGAUAACGACUGGUCCUGGAUAGGAGGACUUCUGUCGCUAGGGGCGGCCGUCGGUCCUUUCAUCUUCAGUUACUUGGCCGACAAGAUCGGGAGAAAGUACACCCUUUUGGCCGUGUCGGUACCGUUUGCCGUCAGUUCUGUCAUUUGUGCAUUUGCGAAUACGAUUCCAGAGUUCAUGGUGGCGAGACUGAUAACCGGUUUCGGAGUAGGCGGCACCUUCACCAUCCUGCCCAUGUACGUCGGCGAAAUGUCCCUGGACGAGCAUCGAGGCGCCUUAGGUUCCGGAAUGAACGCCUUCAUCUGCGCCGGCUUGAUCUUCACCUACGUGGUCGGUUACUUCGUCAGCAACGUCAUGGUGUUCAAUUUACUGUUGGCCGGGAUAACCGCGAUGUUUUUCCUGCUCUUCUUCCUGAUCGGCACCGAAACGCCGCACUAUCACGUGCAAAAGAACCAACACGAUUUGGCCAAGGAGGCCUUAUUGAAAAUCCGGAACGCACCCAGCGACGAAACCGAGAAGGAGCUCGAAAUGAUCCGGAAGGAGAUUGAAAAAGAGGAACGCGGCAGUUUAUUGGAUAUAUUCAGGACCAAAGGGAAUAUUAAGGCGUUUAUUAUUGGGGCCGGGUUGGUGUUCUUUCAGCAGGCCUCCGGGAUAAACGCGGUCCUGUUUUUCGCCCAAACGAUCUUCGAGGAUGCCGGUACCACCUUGGAGGCCGGUUAUUGUUCCAUGAUUAUCGGAGCGGUACAGUUUGGGACCAGUUUUAUAACCCCGUUGGUCUCGAACCUGUUUGGCCGUAAGUUCCUGCUAAUAUUCUCCUCUAUAGGCAUGUGCCUUAGCGAGAGCAUCUUGGGGGUGUACGACAUCAUCAAAAGCAACCAUCCGGACUCUGUUAGCAGCAGUUUGUCCUUUUUGCCGAUUUUAUCGCUGGUGCUUUAUAUAAUAACGUAUAACGUGGGUAUUGGACCGCUCCCUUGGGCGAUAAUCGCUGAAAUUUUCCCGACUAACAUUAAAGCUCCCGCAGGAGCUUUGGCUGCUUCCGUAUGCUGGUUCACCAGUUUUUUGAUAACGAACUGGUUCACCCAAAUCGUGCACAAGUUGGGACAGGGGCAGUGUUUCUUAGGUUUCGCCGGGUUCUCGUUGCUCAUGGGGGUGUUUACUGUGUUUUACGUGUUAGAAACUAAAGGGAAAUCGUUGGCACAGAUUCAGGCCGAUCUGAACCGAUGAUCUGAAUUGGGACAUUUAAAUAAUGAAAUGUAGAUAAUUUAUUUAUUUAAAAUAAAGGUUUUGUUUGUUAUAAUAAA
Anthonomus grandis grandis is the source of this 1562-nucleotide messenger RNA. RefSeq names its product facilitated trehalose transporter Tret1-like. Gene Ontology annotation, cellular component: membrane. Gene Ontology annotation, molecular function: transmembrane transporter activity. The record is from RefSeq and is a predicted model, not a curated record. The coding region runs from base 139 to 1485 and encodes 448 amino acids. The transcript has 3 exons. Gene Ontology annotation, biological process: transmembrane transport. NCBI's taxonomy places the organism in Eukaryota, Metazoa, Arthropoda, Insecta, Coleoptera, Curculionidae.